CCCUCACUGUUUUUAUGGUUAAUCUGAGACACAGUCAGUCCCACCUUUCAGCAGCUACAGUUGUGCGUAGAUAAAGUCGACAAAGAGUUUUUGCCUUAGUGUCUUGGCAUAAACGUCAUGAUCUUGACUUUUAGCCGGCUUCAGACUGAGAGACACCUUGAUGACGCAUCUGUUGUCCAACACAGAUUCACAUAAACCCGCGGUUACCUGUGUACCUCUGUCUCUGUCUCUGUCUCCGUCACCGUCACCCUGUCUCCCUGUCUGUGUUUUGAGUCUGUUUUGUGUGCGAAAGAUGCUUGUGAAAACGCUUGGCGCGCAAAAAUGCAGCUGCUGCUCUGUAUAUGUUCUGAUGCUACUGCUGCUUCUGGUACCAUCCCGAGCGAUGGCCCAUAUAAGCAGCGGAUCUUCAGGCCCAGCUCCAGCCGAUCCCGGUCUGGUAAUGGUCAACAAAUGCUGCGAAAAGUUUGAGAUACACGUGGAUAGCGAGUGCCAGCAGGUCAACCAAACGGACUACUUCCAGCCCAUGUUCACCAGCUAUGGUGGUGACCAGAACCGGCCCGUGCGCUUCAAGUUCAUCAUUGGCAUUCCCAACUGCGGUUCCAUGCAGAUGUGGCCCAUCUAUCACUAUGCAGGGAGCUCUGAUAAGCUGGUGCUUCUGGACGAUGGCAAGCUGAGGCACUACACAAACGCCGAAGACGAGGCCGCCGAGCAGCGUGGCGUGCAAACAGACUACGAGGAUGACAUAGGUGGGAGAAGGGAGCCGCUCUAUCAUGACUACGAUCAGGGACUCUACUGCAUAGAUAGGGCCACUUCUAGCACGGGCGAGGAGCAUGUUCUGUUUGCCAAAAUCUGUCUGGCUAAGAAGGAGAUCAAGUGGAGCGACUCGAAUUUUCUGCUGCGCAAGAUUCUCAAUCCCAUCUUCCAUGGAAUAUCGCUGAUUAUCCUGCUGGUCAUAGCCAUUAUCUACUUUAUCCUGCCUACCCUCAGCAGAGAUUUAGUGGGUAACAUUGUGACCACAAUAGCCGUGUGUCUGAUGGUCAGCCAGGCGGCGGACCUGGUGCGAAUUUUUACAGAGCUCACGAAUCACGUAAGCUUCAUUGUAGCGGACAUCAUCCUGUGCUUCAGCCUACUGGCCGCAUUCUUUUGGCUGAACAGCUUUGGCUACUACAUCUGGAAGACCUUUCGCUCGAGGAACGUUUUCCUGCGCGUCACCGAUGGCAGGAAGUACUGCUAUUACUCCGCCUACGCCUGGGGCUGCACAGGCACAAUGGCAGCCCUGGCGGUAUUUGCGCAUUUCUUCCUCGAUGCCGAUUCGUACAAGCAGGAGCAGAUGGUGGGCGAACAGGAGACGAUUGGGUGGCUAGGCAUUUGCAUAUUCUUUGCCCCCAUUGCAUGCACCAUCGUUGUGAACACAUUCUUCUAUGUGACCACCAGGAAGCUGAUCAACAGACGCACCGUCUACGGACGCAUUGCCCACAAACUGAAGGCCAACUUCAUAAUGUUUUCGCUGAUGCUCUUGGUCAUGUCCGUGGCCUGGCUGUUCCUCAUUAUGUCCUGGCUGCAGCUAGAUGGUCUGCUCUAUGCCCACAUUGUGGUCAAUGCCCUGCAAUGUCCGCUGCUGCUCUACAUAUGUGUGCUGCGGCAGCGCCAUGUGACGUUUCUGCUGAAGAAAUCCUGCUGCUACAAUGAGCCACCCUCCACAAACGACUGGGGCGACGAGCUGCACUACAUGAACGGCAACGACUACUGAGAAUAUUUAGCCACCGACUCGGGUUACGUCUAGGAUAUAAGCUCUAGCGUCGCUAAGUGUUGUCUCGUAGAUUAGCAAUGUAAAACAUUGAGAUUUUUGUACUUAAACUUAACUAAUUUAUGAUUAAAACCAAGAAAAGUCUGA
Molecule: messenger RNA, 1894 nt
Organism: Drosophila persimilis
Lineage: Eukaryota; Metazoa; Arthropoda; Insecta; Diptera; Drosophilidae
Gene: mthl5
Product: probable G-protein coupled receptor Mth-like 5
Exons: 6
Coding region: 161-1750 (529 amino acids)
Biological process (GO): cell surface receptor signaling pathway; G protein-coupled receptor signaling pathway
Cellular component (GO): membrane
Molecular function (GO): G protein-coupled receptor activity
Source: RefSeq, a predicted model, not a curated record